AUGUCUAGUGUUGAUGAUAAGCCAACAAUCCACGAGUUUCCAAAAGACAUCAUUCAUGGUACAGACGAACAGAAAAAGAAUUAUUUUGAUGAAGUCUUCGGAAUCUUUGUACAAAAGUAUGUAUUGCAAAUUGAUCCACUUACUGAUUAUGAUGUCAAUGAUGACCACAUAAAAAACUAUGGAUUGUGCACCAUUUUCCUCAAAAUGUUAAUUUUACAAAUGAAAGAUACAGCCAGAAAAGGUGACGGAGAGCGAAAUCUCAUUAAUCAAAAGUUUCUUCUAUCAGUAUUCAAAUUAUUGGGUUCCUAUAGUAAAUAUGCCAUCGAAAUGUUCGUCAGCAUUGCACAGAUUGAAUGCCUCCUCACACCGAGGUUGUCACAACAAUUUAAAUGGGGUUUCUUCGUGAAUUGGAAAGGUGGGACAGGAAACAAUAUUGAAAACGACUUAGCACAGGAAAUAACAAACAAACUGAGCAAAAAUAUUGUGCAAAGAAUGGGACCAAAUAAAACUCUUUCAUCCAUCAACAAAGUAAGUAAAGCUAUGAGUGGUAUCUCCAUGAUAAAAGAACAGUUUGAUAAGACUGUAGGAGUGGCAAAGGAAUCAGUCCAACACGCAAUUCGACGGAAGAUGAGAGAGGCAUGA
Molecule: messenger RNA, 642 nt
Organism: Paramuricea clavata
Lineage: Eukaryota; Metazoa; Cnidaria; Anthozoa; Malacalcyonacea; Plexauridae
Source: the annotation of a GenBank genome assembly